Messenger RNA from Leptomonas pyrrhocoris, 1627 nucleotides. RefSeq lists its product as hypothetical. The record is from RefSeq and is a predicted model, not a curated record. Bases 95 to 1627 code for a protein of 510 amino acids. NCBI's taxonomy places the organism in Eukaryota, Euglenozoa, Kinetoplastea, Trypanosomatida, Trypanosomatidae. The transcript has a single exon.
GGCUUCCAUUACCGGCGGCAUCGCAGCCGACCUUGACUUGUCAAGACAUUUUCUGGCUUGGCUUUCGAGAUCCUAUUUGCCUGCUUACUGCGCGAUGCUCCGCCUUCUUUCUUGCCGAUGCCGGCUGCAAAGGGCUGUACGACAGUCGUACAUGGCGACGGCAACCCGAGAAGUGGUACGUGGCAACGCUACCACCGGAGGCGGCAAUGCGACCACACCCACUUGCCCGGUUUCAUCCACCAGUGCCAGCCCUCCACGCGUUUCUGGCGGCCCACGCCAGCUUCCUCAGCACCCGAUGGAGCUGCUUUCGCACGUCUUCCAGCACCACCCGUCCGCGCUUCGACUCCACCGUGAGCUGACAGUGGCUCUUGCGAGUGGCGAUGCGGCCUGUGCGGCGGACCUCGCAAGCGUGCUCGCGAGCACAGUGCAGCGGGUGGUCGCAGCUCAGGAAACGACGUGUGCCUCUCCUUCGAGUGCUUCUAGUGGGUAUAACCGUAUGGGUGAGGUACCUACCGUUACGGGCAGCCGUGGCGACAACGACGAGAACAGCGAUGCGCAGACAAACUCCGCAGAGGGAGUUCCCCCUCCCUCCCCGGAUGAUGUAGAAGAGGCAGUGGAAAAGACACGUGAGGCUGUCUUGCAACGAGUUACCCUCUCCCCUGCCGGCAACAGCGCACUGACGUCGCAGGGUAGCGGUGUUUCUGUGCACAAGGGGGCGCAGGCGUUACCGUUCUGGCGUGAUCCACGGUGCCUCUGCGUCACCGUGUUGGAGUCCGCCUUUGAGACGGACGUGCCGGAUGGAGAGGCGCAGGGCUCGCUGAGCGCUGCCGGCAACCGUGCCGCCGUCCACGAAGCGGAGCAGAUGCGCAUACUGGAGACGUAUCUGGAAAAGGAAGGGACUCGGUGGAAAGCGCAGAAGGCCGCGAUUGCGAAGAUCGUCUUGGAGGUUGCGAGAGCGUUGAAGAUAGCACCGGAAGACUUGCAAGCAACGGAGGGCGUGACCUCGACGAGCUCGAUGACACACAAUGUGGAAGAAAGAGAAAGAAGAAACAGCAGCAACACCGGCAGUUCAAGUGGUAGGCGUUUGAACGUGCUGCGACAUAGCAAUCUCGUGGUUCGUGGCGAGAUACCGCCUGCGGCAGCAACGUCGGCCACAGCACCUGCUGAGAAGGACGGCGUGGAGGCGCAGCUGGCAGCGUUGACGGAACGAAUGAAAGACCUCGGCACGCCGCUUACGCGUGAAGAAGUUCGGAUGGCCCGCUACGAGCUUCAAAUGUCGCAGUCGAAGAUGCGCUACGUGGUGGGGAUCCACACGGAGUUACAGCACGCGCUAGACCACAGUGAGUCUGUCCGACAAGCCUUGCGGAAGCGCGUGGCGGACAUGGGCCCCAAGUCCGCCGGUGCUGCUUCUCCUCCUUUUCUCGCUACAGGGUCGCAGCUGUUCAUGGAAGAGCUGAUACGAGCAUUGAACGAAGGAGUGGAGGCGUUUAGCACCAAGGCCACGGAGCAGAAGAUGCCGUUGUCGGUGGAGGACGUGCGAGCGCGCGAGGUGGCCGAAAGUCCAGUCCUACCGUUUACCUUCAUGCUGAAGUGCUGCCUGUGGUUUGACACGACUCCACCAUCGUAG